This is a messenger RNA of Didymodactylos carnosus, 873 nucleotides long. The record is from the annotation of a GenBank genome assembly. NCBI's taxonomy places the organism in Eukaryota, Metazoa, Rotifera, Eurotatoria, Philodinida, Philodinidae.
AUGCAACGGGUGAAGUAUCCAGUGUGGAAUGCUGGGAAACAGCAAGCACAAAAAGCAAUAAAUCUAUAUGCAAAUCUCGAUUAUCUGCGGCCAUAUUUUGAUGUAGAACCUAAAGAAGUACUCAGCAGAUUGAUUCACUCCUUGAUACCAAGAAUGCCAUCGCGAGAAGAGAAUGUAAAACCUGAAUUAUAUGGCCCAAGUAUGAUCGUAUUUACACUAGCUGCAAUUUUAAUCUAUCAAAUGAAGCUGUCCAGUCAUUCUGUUCAAGAUGGUACAUUAAUUGGCACGGCAUUCUUUAUAUGUUUUGGAUAUUGGAUUGGAUCAAGUUUUGCUAUAUCCAGCGUUUCAUUCAUCUGUAACACACGAUUAAGUAUAACUCAAAUAUUGAGUCUAAAUGGAUACGCUCUAUUUAGUCAUUGUGUUGUUUUAUUAUUUGCAACAUUUAUUCACACAAAACAUGAUCACAUGUUAUUUUAUCUUCUUUGGUUUUUCAUCAGCGGAAUGGCUGCGACAAAAAUGGCUUCAGUUGUUGCAGCACGAACGCUAAAUCCACGGUACCAGCUAGCACUGGCCGGAUUUGUCGCUUGCGUACAUAUGGUUUUUCUCUUAUAUUUACAUUUUGCAUAUCAUGAAUUAGCCGAAAAUAUCGCCCAUGCAUUACAAGAUAUUGAGACAAAUACAAUAGCAGCAGUUGUACCAUUGGUACAACGAGCUCACUUGAAUAUUCCGUCUGUUUCAUCAAAACUUCAUCAACUUUCGACUUCACUCCAGAAACGUACGAAAAUUUACGAAGUUAGUGGUCAAUUACUCAACGAAUUUGACAAUAUAUACCAUAUACUCGAUUCAGCUUAUUCAGCAGAUUUUAUUGAUUAA